CACUCAGCCCAAGAUCUCUAUUCUGUUGUGUGCUACCGAAUCGGGUCUCAGCCUUACGUUACGCCCGCCCUUUCACAUCUACACUGUCCCGCUGAAUGGAUUAGCAAAGCGUACCGUCUUUUCUUCUUCCCUUACCGUCCUACCCCGUUCUGCUUCACCCUCAGCUCGUCUCACCUCGCCUCGUCUCACCUCCUCACCUCCUCACCUCCUCUCCUCUUUUCCUCUCUUUCCCCUCGGCCAUGUCUCUCCAGAUCGACGAGACCGGCCGCAGGGGUCGCUCCAAAUCUCCCAGCGGCCGUCGCGAGCGAAGUCGAAGCCCGGCAGUCCCUCACAUAAUGGACGCUCGUGAACCCUCCUACGCCUACCCCGAAGACGACCUUGACCCUCUCGAUGACCGCGACUACGAUCGCCGCCGCCGCCACCGCCACCGUGAUGCGCCUCCACCCGAGGAUGCGCCACCUGUCGGAGGUGGAGGAGGUCCAGCAGGAUCUGGUGCCACCCCUUACCCCGAAGACGAGGGCCUGUUCCCGGGCCAUCGUGCUAUGUACGCCGGCUACCAUGACCGCCCCCCCUCAGCUUACGCUCGUGAUGGUCCUCCCUCCCCCGCCGUCGACCCGGGGUACUACCGCGGCUCCCGAGACCAGAUCCCGCCUCCCGACAAUUACCGUUCCUCUCGCGACAGGUUCCCCGACGAUACCCCUGUGCGCCGGGACCUCGAACCGGGGGAUCCCCGCGAAUAUAGGCGAGAGAAGAGAGACGAGCCGCCCCCUGUAUCGCCCAUAGACGAUGAGAAGCUCAAGUUCCUCCCCCAGAAAUACGCUCGUGCCAGUAGCAGUGCACCGGCCGAGGAUAAGCCUCGUGAUGAUGAUCGUCAGAAGAGUCGCAGGGAGCGCUAUCGGGGUCGUGACGACGACGAGGACGAGGACGACGACGAGGACAAGAACAAGGACAAGAACAAGGACAAGAACAAGGACAAGAACAAGGACAAGAACAAGGACAAGGACCGUGAGAGGGAGAGGGAAGGGGGAAGAGACCGGGAUCCCGACAGGGAGAGGGCUCGUCGGGCUCGAUAUGCUGAUGAUGAAGGGCGCGUGCGAGACCGCGAGCGAGACAGGGACAGUGAGCGAGAUCGCGACCCUGACCGCGAAAAGAGCCGAAGAGAUAGAGAUGCCUACCUGGGUGACGAUCAGGAAGAGGCGCGUCCCGAACGGCGCAUCUCGAGAGCCAAGUCGCCCCGUCCCGAAUCUCCUCCCGGGAGGUACAAAUACUCCGAUCCCAAGUCGUACGAAUACGAAUACGCCAAGGACGGCAGGCCCCGUCGCGACCGGGAACCUCGAGAGGAUAACCCACUUUCGCCUGCACCUGCACCUGCACCUGAACCUGCACCAGUGGCCUACGGCUCUGCUCACUACGGCGAUUCAUACCAGCCCCGGCGCGAACGAGAUGCGAGCCCCAACCCGGCUGUUCGACAGCCCCCCCGCGACCCUGCCUACGACCCUGCAGCACUGAGACCCCACGUCCUUACCGUCGAACCCGGCGGCGACAGGCGGGGCUCGAGACGUGAUCGAUCCCGGUCCCCGCUCCCCCCCACCGAGCGCAUGUCCUCCCUCUCGGUCGGUAAUCCCCACGGUCCCGUCGCCACCUCCCUCGCCGCCGCCCCCGGUUCCCCCCUGCUCGAGUCAUACCACGGCACCUACCAGGACAUGUCGCCCAUGCCGUCGCCCCUGCUCCUGGCUUCCCAGGGCGGCUCUCACGUGGGAGCCGAGCCCCUCUCGCCCCUCUCGCCCCUCAACUCGGAGGACGAGCGCGGCGGUGGAGGCACGAAGCGCAAUCGCCGCGCCCGCUUCCACGACCCGGAGGACAACGCCGCCCGCCUAGCCAACGCCCUCAAGGCCACCAAGCGGGACGCGCCGCCCAACACGGCGCCGCUGAUCGAGAUCCUCCCGGGCCUGACGCACGAGCAGGUGAUGGAGCUGCGGCGCGAGUACAAGGCGCUCGUCAAGACGGGGCCCGACCGCAAGGGCGUCAACGUGGCCAAGCACAUCCGGUCGCGCCUCAAGGACUCGGACCCGCAGCUCAUGAAGGCCUGCUACUCGGUCGCCCUGGGCCGCUGGGAGAGCGAGGCCUACUGGGCCAACUUCUGGUACCAGGGCGACAAGACGCGGCGGGAGCUGCUCAUCGAGAGCCUCAUGGGCCGCACCAACGCCGAGAUCCGCCAGAUCAAGGACGCCUUCACCGACCGCAAGUACGACAACAGCCUGGCCAAGUGCAUGCGCACCGAGCUGAAGGAGGACAAGUUCAAGAAGGCCGUCCUUCUCGUGCUGGACGAGCGGAGGAUGGAGGAUGUGGACUCGUACGGCCGCCCUCUCCCGCUGGACUACCGCCUCGUCGACCAGGAUGUCGACGACCUGCGUCGCGCCGUCAAGGCCGAGCGGGGUGGGGAGUCCCUUAUGAUCAGCAUCGUCGUGCAGAGGAGCGAUACGCACCUGCGGGAGAUUCUGAAGAUGUAUGAACGUUUGUACCGCAGCAAUUUCGCUCGCGAUGCCCUCAAGAAGAGCGGUAACCUGGUGGGCGAAUUGCUGGCACACAUUCUCAACGGCGUAAUCAACAAACCCGUCCGAGACGCCUUGCUCAUCCACCACGCCCUGACCGCGUCCCGCCGCGACGAGCUGCGCCGCGAGCUGCUCACCUCACGCCUCGUUCGCUUCCAUUGGGACAGGCACCACAUGGAGGCCAUCAAGAAGGCCUACCGGACCCGCUAUGGCGCCGAUUUGCAGGAGGCCGUCCGCGAGGGCACGGGCGGGGAAUGGGGCCAGUUUUGCCACGAGCUGUGCAUCUACCGUAUGCCCGAUGAUGUGAAGCGUUUUGAGAGAGCUAGGUGAUUGUCCUUGUCUUUUCUUCUUGUUCUUCUUUUUCUACUUGUUGUGCUGCAACGACACAGGCCUCGCGGGGUUGAUCUUUGCAAAUCCCAUGAAUAGCGAGCGGGACGAGAUGAUAUGAUGCAUCAGACGUUGAUAUCGAGGUGCGUGAUGGUUGACAUGAAUAUAUUCGAAUGGAGCCGAAACGCCGCCGUCUACAAUGCAAUGACAUGACGGCGUCCGCGUCCCCUGAUCUCUCCUCCCAAGUCAACCACACAACCUGAUAGUUCUCGUGUCCGAGGGAUGGAUCAUCUUAUUCUCCUAUCGAACGUGAGCGUUAGACGUUAUAAAAUAACAAGGCCAAGUGUUGAAUCAGCAAUAUAAAAUAGUCUCUGAAGGGCUUCUCCCUCAGCUUCAUCCUGCCAACAGGACCGUCCGAAACCAUCAUAAAACCAUACCAUACAAUAAUAACCUAUCAAUCCCAUUUC
Molecule: messenger RNA, 3346 nt
Organism: Sodiomyces alkalinus F11
Lineage: Eukaryota; Fungi; Ascomycota; Sordariomycetes; Glomerellales; Plectosphaerellaceae
Product: Annexin
Exons: 2
Coding region: 240-2882 (880 amino acids)
Cellular component (GO): cytoplasm
Molecular function (GO): calcium-dependent phospholipid binding; calcium ion binding
Source: RefSeq, a predicted model, not a curated record